AGCACAACAGUGCAAAAAGGAGCAGGUGAUGUUACAUUCAGUGAGAGGUGGACACAUUCUAUAUCUAUAUCCUCUGUUGGCUGUUACUGGUUCUGCUGUACCUACUCACCAGAGGAAAUAAACAUUGAGUCACACAGACACACAGAAGAACAAUUGAAGAACAAUUUUAACAUUAUUAAGGAGGUCUUUACAUUUAACGUCACCAUACAUUACACAGCAAUGAUGAACACUAUGACACAUCAGCUCUUAGGCUUCUUCCUCGGCCUCCUGGGCCUGGUUAGCUCUCUGACAUCAACCGUGCUUCCUCAAUGGCGCCUAACAGCUUAUUUUAGCACUAAUUUUAUCACCGCUUUAUACUAUAUGAAAGGUCUAUGGAUGGAGUGUGUUAGCCACACAGCUGGAAUUUAUCAGUGUGAAUUCCACCGAUCAACGCUUUCUCUGCCCAAAGGUCUGCUGGCUGCACGGAUUUUAAUGGUGCUUUCAUGUAUCAUUUCUAUUCUGGCUGCCAUAGUUUCAGCUGUGGGCAUGAAAUGUACUCGCUGUGCCCACCAGUCCCAUGCCAAGGGCUCCAUUGCUGUGUUUGGAGGUGUAUGCUUCAUCCUGGCUGGCAUUUUUUGCCUUAUCACUACAUCUUGGACAACCUGUGAUGUCAUCAGCAAUGCAUACAAUAUCUUUACUACUGCUGGGAUGAAAUAUGAAAUCGGAUUGGCUGUGUACAUCUCUUUCUCAUCAGCUAUUUUCAGUAUUUGUGGAGGUGGGAUGCUAUGUGUUGCAUCAUGGGAUGUAAGAAAUGAUGUAAGCCACAAGGUGGUAGAUACACAGGUCCCAGGCACAAAUAAGCUACAGCAUGUGCCAUCCUAUCAAGCAAACAGUGGCUUUCAAAAUGAUUCAUCAUUACCAACUUUUUCCUACAACAGAGGAUGCAGGUUAAGUGAUAACAUUAGUAAUAGUAGUAUUAAAAGUAAAAUUUCAAGUAAAAGUGCAGUAAAUUGA
Molecule: messenger RNA, 993 nt
Organism: Tachysurus vachellii
Lineage: Eukaryota; Metazoa; Chordata; Actinopteri; Siluriformes; Bagridae
Product: claudin-14-like
Exons: 2
Coding region: 220-993 (257 amino acids)
Biological process (GO): bicellular tight junction assembly; cell adhesion
Cellular component (GO): bicellular tight junction; plasma membrane
Molecular function (GO): structural molecule activity
Source: RefSeq, a predicted model, not a curated record